UUUGGUCGUAUACGGCGAGUCGCUUGGUUGAUCGCGUUCAUUUUUAUCUGGAAACUUAAUUGUCAUUGUUUAGUUUGAUAUCAGUCUUGUAUUUCACAUAGGCAAACAACUCGCUGUUUUAAUAUGCUGAACAUGUUUCGCUUCAUACUGCUGGUGAUCAAUGUCCUGAUCACGUGGAACUCAUUUGUCUCUCCUGAAAUUAAGAGUGUGGACAUUCAAACAGGUUAUGAUCCUGGCUCGUGUAGCAAGAAGGAACGUGGUUUGUUGAAAUUGAUCAAAGAUCGUUCUAACAAUGAUAAACUGUUAAUUUGCGCUGAACAAAAUGGAGUUUAUGCCUGGAAAACAACGGACGGUUCCAGUCCGUCUGGCGAAUAUUUCAACCCCGGCUACGACUGCACGGAUAUCUUGAAUAAGAAUUUUGAGUCUCGAGAUGGAUUUUAUUGGAUAAAUUUGAAUCGAGGUGCUCCCAAGAGGGUUUAUUGUGACAUGACAACAGAUGGAGGGGGAUUUGCGUUGAUUGGUAAACUCAACAGUUCUGUAACAUGGAAAGUUCCGUCCAAAAACACAACAGUUGAUCCAUUUGGUAAAUCUCAGUGGUCCAGUGAUCUCGGUGACGCUCAAGUUCUUGAUUUCAGAAUACAAAUAUCAACCACGGAAAACUUAGCUAAAGCAAAUGCUCACUGGUCCUACAGACUGCGAAAUACCCGGCCUCUUAAAAAUAUCAUGAUUGUUAAUCAGGGGGGUUGUGGAGCAACAUCACCAGGCAUUGGUGACAUCGCUUAUGUCAAAGAUCUCCGGACUGAGAAAAUUGUCGCGACAAAAUUUCGCUGCUCACAGUUUGGAACACAUCAACACUUUUUUCUAAAAAUUGGCUGGGCAAUGAUGAACGAAUGCUUCGAAAAACAAUGUCCUCAAGGUUUUGCUUUUCACCCAAAGUAUCCCAUUCAAACUGACUCGUCGGGGUCUUUCAGCUACAGUGUGGUGAGCGAAACAUCUGGAAUCAGUCGCAAUUCAACCGCAUUUAUCGGCUGUGAUAAAGGAGCGUGCUGCAGUUGUUUUAGUCCGCCAGAUAGCACAGAAGAUCUCUGUGGCACCGAUUGUAAGGCGAAACCUGGCGCAAAUGUGAUAAAGAAUGUUUAUUCAUGGUUCUGGGUGAGGACAUCUUUACCAAAAAAAGUUUGGAACAAAUGCAUGGAUUAUAAAGUUUCGGAAGCGAACGGAGACGAGGUCUGGUACAAGUUGGUUGGUCAAAACGUUGUCCCUAAGAGGGGUCGUUGCUCCAGAAACGAGCCGCUUUUGACUGAUGGAAUUGUAGUUGUUCCUGAUAAUAAGACUGUUGGUAAAAUUCCAGCAGUCCCAGGAAUAUUAAAAUUUCGAAAGGACAAUCAAAAACUUUAUGUAAGAUCAAAUGAAAGAUGGAAUGCAAUUGCAGAUGAGAAAAAGCUUAAGUUACUUAACUCCGCCUUUGCAAAACUUACGGCUCGUUUGGAUGACCUGACUCGGAAUUUUGAAGCUAAAGACGUCUGUGUUCAAACUCAUGCAGCCAGUUGCGCCCAUUAUUAUAAAUGCGGAAUAAGACAUGAUGAUGUUUAUAUGAUCAAUCCUGAUGGCCUGGGAUCGUUCCGAGUCUAUUGUGUUAUGAACGGUGAUGGAGGUGGCUGGACUGUGUUUCAAAGAAGACAAGAUGGAAGUCAAGAUUUCUACCUUGGAUGGUCUGACUAUAAAGAAGGGUUUGGUAAUCUAUACGGAGACUUCUGGCUGGGCCUGGAUAAAAUACAUCGUUUGACGAAAUCUGGCCAAAAUGUUCUAAGAGUUGAUUAUAUGGAUUUCAAUGGCGCUGAACGUUACGCUAAAUAUGGAACGUUUAGUGUGGCUGAUGAAUCAGACAAAUACAGAUUGAAUAUUGGCAGUUAUUCGGGUGACGCAAGUGAUUCUCUGGCUUAUCACAAUCAAAUGCAGUUCACUACGAAGGAUAACGACAAUGAUGCGCGAAGUUAUGAGAAUUGUGCUACGAGAUAUAAAGGAGCUUGGUGGUACAACAGCUGUUAUUAUUCCAACCUUAAUGGCCUGUACCUGGGUGCAGGUCACAGUAGUGACACCGUAAUGAACUGGUACCUUUGGAAAAAUUCACAUUAUUCAUUGAAAAAGGCGGAGAUGAAAAUUCGUCCCAACUGGUUUUAGACAAAAGACACUUUUGUCACCAAGAACGUGAUUUUGAGGAUGUGUUUUGAGUCCCAAGUUUCAAAUUGGUUAUUAUGUGAUUUAAAUCCGAAUUAAUUAGUG
Dendronephthya gigantea is the source of this 2283-nucleotide messenger RNA. RefSeq lists its product as uncharacterized. NCBI's taxonomy places the organism in Eukaryota, Metazoa, Cnidaria, Anthozoa, Malacalcyonacea, Nephtheidae. The coding region runs from base 124 to 2181 and encodes 685 amino acids. The transcript is spliced from 14 exons. The record is from RefSeq and is a predicted model, not a curated record.